GGGGGCGCGGUAGCGGCCGCCUUCCUGCUCCGGCCGAGGCAGCCCGGCGGCAGAGCGCGGUGAGGUGGAAAUACCUGCCCUCCUUGCCUAGUGGAGUCCAGCUGAGAGCUGUUGCGUUACUGCAGUGAAGAGCUUGGGAACAGCUGCUGAGAAAUGAAGUCUCCACCUCUUCUUGUGGCCUCACUCCUGGCAUGCAUCAUUGUUUUGGGUUUCAAUUACUGGAUUGCAAGCUCUCGCAGUUUGGAUCUACAGAGUCGGAUCAUGGAGUUGGAAGGCAAGGUCCGCAGGGCAGCAGCAGAGAGAGGUGCCGUGGAACUCAAGAAGAAUGAAUUCCAGGGAGAGCUGCAGAAGCAGCGAGAGCAAAUUGAUAAAAUACAGUCCUUGCAUAGCUUCCAGAUGGAAAAUGCCAACAGAGCACAUUGGGAAGAGAAGGCAGUGCUGAUGAAUAACAUCACAACAAAUGAACGAUUGAUCCAGAGUCUACAAGAACACUUGAAAGAGUUACAGACAGAGUAUGGAAAGCUGCAGCUGGAUGUUUACCGAUUUCAGAAAAACCAGACUAACCUUCAGAGAAAAUUCUCAUAUGACCUGUCACAGUGCAUCAACCAGAUGAAGGAAUUAAAAGAACAAUGUGAAGAAAGGAUAAAUGAGAUAUCAAAAAAAGACCGUAAUGUACCGCAGGUCAAAAAAAAUAAGGACUUCUUAGAAGAUUCAAAAAGAAGCACCCAGGCUGAUGGUCAGCUGUCAGUUCCUAAACAACCUGAGUUCAAGCAGACUGAUUUGGAACAGCAGAGAGCCAAUGAAGAUGUGCCAAAAGCAGUGCCUACAGUAAAAAGGACAGAUGUUCUGCAGCCUAAUGAAAGAGCAAACGGCCUUGCUGCCAUCAGAAAAGAGGACUCCAAAGCAGAAGAGGAGAAGCUCUCUGUUGAACUGAAACAUCCGCAGGGUUUGGAUAUGGCUGACACAGGCCGUAAGGAGAUGUCCCCUGAAUCAGAGAAAGAACUGAAUCCAGCUGAAGUUGGAAAAAACAUAGCUGAGCAAGAGGCACCACAGCUAGCUGCACAACAGAUUGCUGAGGAGGAGGUGGAGAGGGAGCAGCUCCUCAAUUAUGAUGUUAAGCAGGGUGACUCGCCUCCUGGACAGGCUGACCAACAACCACGUGAAGCAUUGAAUGAGGACAAAGAUGUUGACUACAAUUUAGAUGAGAAUGAAGCUGAAUCAGAAACAGACAAGCAAGCAGCACUUGCAGGCAUUGAAACUGUUCAAAAUUCUCAAGAAAAAAUAUGAAGAACCACUUGACCAAACUGGAACACAUCAGAGGCUGUGAACAAGGGAAAUUCAUGAUGCAUCUUAAUCAACUCUUCCUAUAAACACAGUAAUGACCAGAGCAGUGAUUUAAGAAUGUUUGAUUAUCUUUUCGAGGCUUUGAUAAAGGCUCAAAUGAAGUAGUUUGUUGUGAAGUCUUAGUACUGUUUCAGGGUGAAAAAAUUAUAUAUCUCAAGGCUUGUUUUAAGGCAGUGUGACCUCUGCAAUGAGACUUUUCUUCCUCCUGAUUAUAAAGUAAAAACCAGCUAACAAGCACUGUAGUAACUUUGAAGUCAGCUGACUUGUGCAGUCAUGCUACAAUAACAUUAUGCAUGGAUUGGUGGUAGGUUGGAAAGAGUCCUCUGGCAAAGAUGGAAUUUUCUCCUGACCAGUGCAGUAGAGAAAUCCUCACCCUAGUUUUCAGAGUGAGGAGCUAACUUACUUUGGCAAAACACAGGAAGCAUGAAAAAUGUCCUAUGCUGCAGUCUGCCCUCAUGCCAGUUCUGACACCAUUUUACUGCAGUGUGGGUGGACUUAGGAUGAUUGUAGUUCUCAGAUAUGACAUGGCAUUAUAUAUUUUCCUUUAUUUCAUAAAUGAAACUUCUAGCUUACAUAAUCUGUACCAGGAAUGAAUAGCUGUCUUGGUUUUAUUCCUAAGUUUUGCAUUAAAAAUAGAUUCUAGUAAUAGAAUAUUCUUAAGAGAUUAGCAGGAGUGUAUCCUGAAAGCCUUACUGGACGUCUCUUCACAAGAUUAGAAGUGCCACUAGCUUAUGCAGACAUCAGUCAGACUGACUCCUGAACUUGUGAUGUGACAAGCCUUCAGCAGGGGUGUGCUACUUCUGCCAUCCCUCUGCUGGAACAGUGUAUUUCACUGAAGAGUAGAAAGGAAAUGCCUGCCUUAUGUAUGGAACAGCAGAUUCAGCUGUCAAAAAAUGUCUUCUCUGCUGGACUUUUGAAGGAGGCGGACCAGGUUGUGCAUUUUAUCGCCCACAGUUGAAACAGUAGUUGAUGUGAAGUGCUGUGUCACACACCACUAUCGUGUUGUGGGUAUUCUGUAAUCUUUGGAUUUUCUGCAGCUUGUUGAACUAGUUCACUCUGAACUGCCAAAGUAAGUUAAGCCUAGAAUACCCAUGGCUGCCCCUGACACACCUUUUGACUUCAACUGUCACCUUUGUUGCUUCUAACCAACUGUUUUGAAGAUUGCAUUUGUGUCUGCUUUUAAGACCAGCCCCCAUGUUUGGAACAGUCUCCAUGAGUAUGAACCAACAGCCACAUUGAUAGUAUGGGAGAAGUCAGACACAAAUGACUUCCUAACCAACAGUUUCAUUUAAGAAUACAGACAUUUAUCAUGGCUUCCUCUUAAUGUACUUCAUACCAUAAGUUAUAGAUUAUCAUUCUUUAAUGUGUUAGUUAACUACUCCUGUAGCUUAAAAUGCCUAAAUGUGCAAAUAGAGGGCUGGUUUUUUUGUUUGUUUGUUUGUUGUUUGCUUGUCAUUCAGCAAAAGAAGCAGGAGCCAUCAAAUGGUGCCUGGUCCUCCUAAGUCCACAAAUGGUUCACUGACAGACUUGCCAAGUGUGACAUGAAUUGAGAGAAGAGCUACCCUCUGUUACUGAGUUACGGGUUACUGCGUAUUAUCACCAUGUAAGUCAGAUUUUACUGUGCUGACUAUUGCAGUCAGUAGUAACAGUGAAAGCAAAUAUUUUUAAGCAGUAGAGGAUAUAUGAGCAUUUCUUCUAAAUGACAGAUGUUGGAAAACUUGGGGAUAUUUCUGUGUUGCUGAUUCUUUAUCUUUUGUAAAACAUGGUAUGCUUUGGCAUCAGAAUGUUUACAUGUAUUCAGAGUAAAGUGAGCAUGAUCUUAGGACUUAAUCUGUAAACUGUUGUUUAGCUGAGACUAAGUUAAUCGGGAAUUUCUGAUUGCAGAACUGUACAUUUUAACACUAUGAAAUGUACAGUGAAAUGCUGUAUUCAAGUUGAACGAAAUACUUUAACUUGAAACUGCUAAAAUCCUGAAUAAAACCCACAGUUCUUUAAUGUAAUUAAUAUAUUGCCAGAGAAUUCUUUUAGAAUUAGAAUAGUCCAACUGCCUGACCACUUUAGGGCUAACAAAAAGUUAAAGCAUGAGGGCAUACCCAAAUGUCUCUUGAACACUGACAGAUACAGGGCAUCAACCUGUCUAGGAACACUGGCAGAGUCCAACCACUCUCAGGGUAAGGAAAUAGCUGGCAGCAUUUCUGUACAGUGCCUAAAACUGAGUAGGCUUCUUGGUAGCCAGCUAGGUGGCUUCCAGUAAACACGACCUCCUUUAUACAAAGCACAAUUGCUGUACCUCUUACAGUGGAAGGCUGAAAACCUGUGUAAAAGCAAUGUUCAUAGACAUAGCGGAAUAAUGCCCUACUCUCGGUGGCUUCAAGUGCUACAAGAAUGUACCUGGGAUCAUAAAUUUUUAAUAGACAAGGGACUGUUGUGUCUACUAUAUGGAACUUUAAAGGACUUGAUGUAGUUGAACAAAACAAGAUUCACUUGGAACUGUGGUUAACAAAAUGUUUAUCACCAGAUUUUUUACAUGCAUGAGGGUGGGGAAGCUGCUUGUCUGAUUUUUCUGGGCUUAAAUUAACACUUUUCCCCAUUGUUUUUUAAAAACAAAGUCUGGUCCAUUUAAGUACGCAUUUUAAAAUAAAAACAGUCUUCUCUAA
Messenger RNA from Centrocercus urophasianus (Greater sage-grouse), 4001 nucleotides. It is a transcript of the gene GOLM1, whose product is annotated as golgi membrane protein 1. The transcript is spliced from 11 exons. NCBI's taxonomy places the organism in Eukaryota, Metazoa, Chordata, Aves, Galliformes, Phasianidae. Gene Ontology annotation, cellular component: Golgi apparatus. Bases 154 to 1287 code for a protein of 377 amino acids. The record is from RefSeq and is a predicted model, not a curated record.